AUGAUGGAACAUAUUGAUGAAUUCAUUCCUCCAGCCCUUCGAGGAUACAUACCUAGAAUACUGGGAGGUGAGAUGUCGGAUUGGGAGUCUCGGGUGCGGCCAAGUGCGCCGGUGCAGUAUAUCAUUCGUGAUGGGCCUGCUGGAGACAAAUCACAAUCUUCUUCCGUUGACCAAUCUGACCACUCAAGUGAAGGUUCGUAUACCGACAUG
Ostertagia ostertagi is the source of this 210-nucleotide messenger RNA. Lineage: Eukaryota; Metazoa; Nematoda; Chromadorea; Rhabditida; Trichostrongylidae. The record is from the annotation of a GenBank genome assembly.